Molecule: messenger RNA, 538 nt
Organism: Theobroma umbraticum
Lineage: Eukaryota; Viridiplantae; Streptophyta; Magnoliopsida; Malvales; Malvaceae
Source: RefSeq, a predicted model, not a curated record
UCCCUUUAAAGGAAAACAAAGGACCAACCCUUUCUUCCUUCUCUUCUUCUUCUUCUUCUUCUUCUUCUUCUUCUUCUCUCUCUGUCUCUCUGAAAAACCAUGGAGAUCCCACAAAAGCUGCUCAAGUUCAAGUACCCCAUUAUCUUUUCCCUCACCCUUUCCCUCACCCUUUCUUCCCUUGUCAUUCUGGCACCUUCUUUCCUCACCAUUUUGACCUACUUCUGGCCGCUCUUCCUCUCCACCGCCCUCUUCCUUGUAGCUGUCGUCUUCUUCGGCAAGACCUCUGCUCACACCGGCUCUGACUCUCCGGCAGCCAAGCCCGGUGAAGGCCUCCUUGACUAUGUUGCUGGCCAACCGGAACUCACCGUUGACAGUUACAAGUCUGAGUAGAAACUUUUCUCUUUGUCAUAGUGUAAUCUCUAACUCUCUCUCUCUCUCUUUUGCUGUAACUUCUCUUUUCCUUUCCCCCUUCUGUUCUCUCUGAACUGUACAUUUUGGGAGGAAGAACAGUAAUAAUAAUAAUUACUAGUUAGUGUUA